This is a messenger RNA of Meloidogyne enterolobii, 1469 nucleotides long. The record is from the annotation of a GenBank genome assembly. Lineage: Eukaryota; Metazoa; Nematoda; Chromadorea; Rhabditida; Meloidogynidae.
AAGCCCGAUAAGUCUUGGCCUUGAUUGAUUUGGGGAUGUCUUUUUGUUCUGGGUAGCCUCGGUCAAAUAUGAACUCUGAAAAUAUUUUUCAGAAAUUUUCAAAGUAUUCUUUGUAAUUAGUCGAUUUUUAUUGACCUGAGAAGCUGUUUAAAUUUUUCCCCUAACCUAAUCUUGACUCAGAAUCCAGGAAAAAUUAAGGCCUGGAUUCAUAUAUAGACCCCCAUUACCCUGGUUCUAGAUCCAUUAAAAUAGUGCCUAGAGCCUUCCAAUUUGAAUAUCAAAUGCUCUAUAAUGUUGAGAACGAACCUGUUCAAUUAUUCACUUUUGCUUUCACGGAUGCUUCCUCCCUUCAUACUUUUGGUUAUUGCCGUUUUACCCCUCGAAGUAAUUCUGUUUUGUGCAUUUUGAGUGGAUUUUUAUGGACAAGUUUUUUCUAUAAAUUUUUGAAUCAUAUUUCUACUGUUACAACGAAAGGAGCCCCUGUAGAUGUUGAAUCCCUUUUAAUAAAUGCUUAUCAUAUGGAUAUUCCUUCUCCUGGUUCAACUUUUUCUUUGACUGCAUGUUCAAAUAUUGGAAGGUUUUCUGAUGUUAUUCCGAACCCUUCUAAUUUGCCAACUUUACAAGAAGACAAAUCUUUAUUGGAAUUUUUUAAUGCGGUGAAUGAAAGACAAAUGGUGCAAUUAUAUUCAUCCCUUUUAAAAGAAAGAAGGAUAGUUUUUAUAUCUUCAAAAUUGAGUCAAUUGUCUUCUUGUGUUUUUGGACUUGCUAAAUUGUUAAAUCCUUUUGAGCAAAAUUUAUUUAUUCCAAUUUUACCCCAAGAUUUGACUGAUAUGUUAAUGGCCCCAAUGCCUUAUUUAAUUGGAGUUCCAAAACAAAUAUUUUUAAAAAUAAAUAAAAACGAGCUUGGAGAUAUUGUAUUAACUGAUUUGGAUGAAAAAAUGCUGUCUUCUCCCUAUCAAGAUAAAUUGCCACAAGAGGCCUAUAAUUAUUUGUGGAGCCGGUUAAAACUUUCAAAUGAUUUGUUUUUGUCCGAUUCUUUUGCAAAAACAUUUUUGAGGACAAAUGCUAUUUUAUUUGGAAAUUAUAAUUGUGGUUUUACUCAAGGUUCUGAUGGAAUAUACACAUGGGAUAGAGAAAUAUUUUUGGAAAGAGAAAGGCCAAGUAUUCGCCCAUAUUUGGAAACCUUAAUUGGAAAAGAUGGUGUUCAAUAUUUUGAAAGAUUUGUUCAAGAACGUUUAGAAGCGUUAAAAAAUGGAAUUGCUAUAAAUGAUAAAUUUGAAAAAGAAGUACAAUCAUUGGAUGUUCGUGGAUUGUCGAAAGGAAUUUGGUCGAGACCACCAGAAUUAUUACAACAAACAGUCUCCUCGAUUAAGGAGAAUGCUAGCGAUGUUAUUUUUGCAUUAAAGGACCAAUUUCAUUCGAUGAAGGCAUGUAGGGAAAAUUUUUUAAAUUAUUUGGGUUUGAAUUAA